GUGUCUUCAUCACCAUAGCUCACACUGACAUCACACCAUGGGUGCCAAGCAGACCAAAGGCCAGGAGCCUGGAGGAGCCAGUCCUCAGCACAGCUGGAAGCGGACCCCCACCAAGGAGCGGGGGGACCUCCUGGCUUCCCUCAUGCUGAAGUCAGGAGACCGGCUGAACCGUGGAGGGACACCACCUCCCUACCAGCGCCGUAUUGGAAUGAUACAGGAGAUGAUGCUGAUGGCCAAGCAGGGCAAACAGGAUGAAGCCACAGAGAUGCUGAAGACACUCCGACAGGACAUGUAACGCUCAGAGUUACACUGCUACAGCGUGGUUUUACCCUCACUCCUGUGCCUGGCUGGUUAGGAAGACACUCAAACUGGAUCAGUGGGUUGUGGUGAGUUCAAAAGGAAGCAGCAGAGACAGUCUCGUCUUUCAGGAGUGGGGUUUUAAAAAGUCAUGUUAAUAAAUCAGCUUGGAGAAAAAAAUGCUGACUUUAAAAGAGUAGGGUCGCCCAUGGGCUGCA
Messenger RNA from Nothobranchius furzeri (turquoise killifish), 515 nucleotides. The record is from RefSeq and is a predicted model, not a curated record. NCBI's taxonomy places the organism in Eukaryota, Metazoa, Chordata, Actinopteri, Cyprinodontiformes, Nothobranchiidae.